Molecule: messenger RNA, 7047 nt
Organism: Cottoperca gobio
Lineage: Eukaryota; Metazoa; Chordata; Actinopteri; Perciformes; Bovichtidae
Gene: bicra
Product: BRD4 interacting chromatin remodeling complex associated protein
Exons: 14
Coding region: 110-5692 (1860 amino acids)
Biological process (GO): positive regulation of DNA-templated transcription
Cellular component (GO): SWI/SNF complex
Source: RefSeq, a predicted model, not a curated record
CAAAACGAAAGUCUCCUGUUUCCUGCCUCUAGUUGGGUCCUGUACAGCAGCCCGUGCGAGGCUGUCCUGGAGACCCCGCGCUGCCUGCACCUCUAUCGUCUCGGUUGUCAUGGAUGAUGAAGAUGGCAGGUGCCUUCUAGAUGUAAUCUGUGACCCAGAAGCUCUCAAUGACUUUCUUCAUGGAUCUGAGACCCAUGGCCAUGUUCCAGAGGUCCAGCCUGCAGUCCAGCUGUCGGCCAAUGAGCCGGCAGGCCUACCCAGAGUCAGUGUUGACCUGGACUUCCUGGAGGAUGAUGACAUCUUGGGAGGAUCCCCAGGUGGGGAUGGUGGGAGCAAUGGCAUUGGGACAAAUCACGAGCCAUGUGACAUCCUGCAGCAGAGCUUGGCUGAAGCCAACAUCACAGAGCAAAGCUUACAAGAGGCAGAGGCUGAGUUGGACCUGGGCUCCUUUGGAAUUCCAGGCCUUACACAGGUGGUACAGACACUACCUGAUGCCAGCCUCUCUGGGGCGGGAGGCACUACUGUUGGUGUAGGCAUAGGUGUUGGGGGAGCAGCAGCAAUUUUCCCUGGGUCAGUCCCGAGCACCACUGCUACUCCUCCCAAUGCCACAGCUGACAUGCUGGGGUCAGUGCUUGCUCAGCAGGGCCUUCAACUCCAAUCCCAGGUCAUGAACAAGGCCAUUAGCGUUCAGCCUUUUAUGCAGCCUGUUGGCCUGGGAAACGUGACGCUACAACCCAUUUCAAGUCUCCAAGCUCUUCCUAAUGGGAGUCAGUCUGGACAUUUGGGUAUCGGACAGAUUCAGGUUGUGGGUCAGCCUACAGUCAUGACUAUCAAUCAGUCUGGGCAGCCAAUCCUGGCUAAAGCCAUGGGAGGUUACCAGCUGCACCAGUCUGGGCCAGAGGUAUCAGGUGCUGGUUCUCAGGGGCUUGGAGGCUCCGGUGGUGGACUUCUGAUCCAAGGCAACAAAGCUACUUUGGGAUCUCCAGCUUUAAAUGGACCGGCUGUUUGUGUCAGCAGCACAAACAGCAGCAGUGGAGUUACGAUGACUGCUCCUGCUGGGCUUCUGGGCUUCGGCAGCACCACUCUAAGUUCAGGAAUUGGACCCCAGACGCAAAAUCAAGGCCAAAUCAUGCAGAACGUGAUCAUCCAGCGCACACCAACACCCAUUCAGCCUAAACCCCCUCAGGGGGGAAACAUCCAACCGAAACUGUUCAAACAGCAGCAGCAGCCACAGCCAGCCCCCCAACCCCUGCAAAACGAUGCUCACAAGGCUCUAGGACUGCAGCAAAUUCCAGUUUCUGCUGCUCAGAAUGUAGCCUUCCUGACAGGGAAGCAUGGCUCUAACGUUGUCCUGAGUACUCAAGCCACAACACAAGGCCCUCAGUUUCAACAAACCCUAUUCAAGCAACAAUCAGCACAACAAUCUGGCAAGCCCCUCAGCGUACACCUGUUAAACCAACAAGGCAGCAUCGUUAUUCCCUCUCAGACAGUUCUGCAAGGGCAGAACCACCAGUUUCUCCUACCACAACUACAAGCAGGUGGGCAGAUCCUAACCCAGCACCCUGGGGGGCACAUCAUAACUAGUCAGGGUCCUGGUGGACAGCUCAUUGCAAACCAGAUUUUAAGUGCAAACCACAACAUAAACUUGGGUCAGAUGUUGACUUCACAGGGCCAUCCUGGGGCUGCCCACAUCCUCUCUGGACCCAUUCAGCUCCAGCCUGGCCAGAUGGGCACACCCACCCUAUUUCAGAUGCCGGUCUCAUUGGCUCAGAGUCAAGGCCAGACGCAGACCCAUACUGUCUCAGGUCAUGCCCAGACAGUCAUACAGGGCAUGCCAAUCCAGAACUCCCUGACCAUGCUCAGUCAGGUGGAGGGGCUGAGCCCCGCAGUUAGCCUUCAGCCAGCCCUGCAACCUCAGCCAGGUGGAGUCCCCAUCAGUGCAGGAGCAGCAACCAUGGCUCAAGGCCAGCCUGGAGAGUGUGUUACUGUGCUAGGUAGCUCCACAGACCAGGCUGCUCAUCCCACUCAGCAGCACGCACCACAAUCCUCUAUCCUCUCCAUGCAACCGGUUUCCUCUGUGUCCAUGGCUACCACAAUACCCUCCUCUUCUCCGUCCAUGUCUGUGUCCACCUCUUCCCCUGUCACAGCGGUGGGGCUGGUCCCUCAUCAGGCUCAGCACAGUCCAGGGAGGUUACUGUUCACCAACCAGGGCUCCAGUAUGAUCCUGAGCCAGGAGUCUCUGCAGAUGUUCCUGCAACAGGAGCAGCACCACCAAACAGAAAAUGAGUCUACCCCCUCUGUGGGUGUACCAGCGUCCGUAAUCGUCAGCAGCAACAGCGUCACUGCUCCGGCCCCCGCUGUCCAUGACAGCCAAUUAACUGACUCAUGGGUGGGUCAGAGCCACAGCCCUUCCCCCGGCCCCGCCCACAUGGCAGCAGUGGUAAAGCAGGUACCCUCCAGUGGACAUCAGCAAUCCCUUAAGAUCCAGGGCAUGUCCCCCUCACCGGUCUUGACCACUCACGUCACAGCGCCCCCAGUGGCAGACAGCCCGCAGCCUUCCCAGUCUCCUCUCACUCUGAGCCAGCAGAUCCAGUCACCACACCAUCAACAGCAGUCGCGUCCUCCCUCUCAGCCUCCACCACAGUCUCUCACACCCUCCCGCUCAUGCACACCCUCGUCUCACCCUCAGCUCUAUAUUGUCCAUAACCAAAUGGCAGAGUCCCCCCAACCAGCUCCACAAGGCCAGCUGCAGCAGACACAGCCCCAACAGACACACAUUCAAGUUCAGCUUCAGCCUCAGCCACGACCGGCCUCUCAGCCUUCCCCUUAUCAACAAGAUAUGCCUCCUUUGUCACAGUCACCUCCUCCUGCACAGCACCAGUUUACGGCUCUUCCUGUCAGCACGUCUGCCACUGUUGUAGUUAAAGCCCAGGUUCCCAUCCAGGGCCUGACAGCAGAGCAGCAGCACCACCUGCAAUUAAUAGGAGCGCAAAUUCAGACCCUGUCAGGCAUCACGCAGCCCUCACCUCAGCAGAAACAUCUGCUGGACAAGCUUCACCAGGUGCAGCAGAACAUCCUGCUGCAGGCCAAGCAGUCUGCUCAGUCUCAGCCUCAAGCCACCACUCAGUUCAGCUCCCAGCAAGAUGUGCCUGUUGAUAAACUGGUGAUUGCAUCAUCAGGCGGCACUGGUACACCUGCUCAGCUUCUGUCAGUGCUGCAGCCGACGUCGGUGCUCGUCAAAACUCCUGCUACAGCAUCAAGUGACUUACAGGUAUUCUCAGGAGCCCAAGGGCCAGCUGGAGCAAUGGUGAAUCAGAUCACUAUCACUCCUGCCAGCCUUACCCAGCCUGUACAGGUUCAGCCAAAGCCAGGGGUGAUCAGCUCAGUUGGAGGGAUUACUCUUGGGCAAGGUGGGAUUCAGAUACAGGUGUUAGGAACUAGUCUGACUCAAAUGCCUGCUCCACAGCCCCCAGCUCCAGUACAAACUCAGACAACAACAAUGAAGAUGCCUUUCAGUGCAGAGCCCAGCAAAGAAGCCAGGAUGCUAGAACAGCUGAGGAAACAGCAGGGUUCAGUGCUUCACCCAAACUACAGUGCCCCUUUCCACUCUUUUGAGGACACUCUGCACAGCCUGCUGCCUUACCAUCUCUACCAGGGAACUGCCAACUCUUCUGAAGACUAUCAAAAAGUUGAUGAUGAAUUUGAGACGGUCUCCUGCCAUCUGUUGAAAAGGACCCAGGCCAUGCUGGAUAAGUAUCGCCACCUGCUCUUUGCAGAGUCAAAACAGAGACUGGGCCCCUCGGCAGAGAUGGUGAUGAUUGACCGGAUGUUCAUUCAGGAGGAGAAGAUUGCGUUGAGUCAGGACAGGAUUUUGGCCAAGGAGAGACCAGAGGAGUUUGUGGCCAACGCGCGCAUGUUGGAGAGUGCACUUUCAUCCCAACAGAAAUCAUCUUCUGCUCAGCCCACAUCAGUGAGUGGAGGUGUAGCUGCUGCUGUUCCUGCCCCAGCACCUGCAGCUCCUGCCCCAGCCCUUCUCCCAAACAUUGCCCCAAACCCUGCUCCUGGCUCCGUCCCAGCUCCAGCCCCGGUUCCUGCUUCAGCUCCAGUUUCUGCUCCAACUCCGGCACCACCUCCCGCUCCCUCCGCAUCUCCUUUCCCCCCUACCAAACUUGUAAUAAAGCAGGGUGGAGGUGGAGCCUCUGUUUCCUGGUCCAGCAGCUGUUCCACACCUGCAGCAGGCAGGCUGGCCCAAUCCACCGGCCAGAGCUCCUCUUUUGGUCGUGCCCAAACAGCAUCGUCCUCUUUCUCCUCUUCGUCCUCUAACUCCCAAGCGGCCGAUGAUGACGACGCUCUCCCACAGAGAACCAGCAAACCGCCUAUGAAGACCUACGAGGCUCGUAGGAGAAUUGGAUUGAAGCUGAAGAUCAAGCAGGAUCAAACGGGGUUCAGUAAGGUGGUCCACAACACUGCCUUAGACCCUGUGCACACACCUCAACCUCAGCAGAGCAGCCAGUCCAUAUCCCAGCCUCAGACUCAGCCCCAGUUCGAAGCUGCUGUACCGCACACAAAGUCCCUACCUUUAUCAACUCCUCCUACUACAGUCAUCAAAACUCAGUCCCCCGUAUGCACUGCUUCUACUGCCUCAUCGGUCACUACAGCAACCACUCAAUGUGACCCCCCACUGAAAGGUAAUGUUCCCCCUAAUGCAGCCCCAUCUUCCUCUACGUCUUCUUCUCAUACUUGGUCGUUGUCCACUUCCUCCACCUCAUCCUCCUCCUCCACUCAAAUGAACGGGACAUUAGACCACCAGGGUCGGGUCAAACACAAUUCUGCCACAACUGCCACUCCCUCACAGACAACAUGCCGUCUCCCCCUUCGAAAAACCUACCGGGAAAACAUUAGUCCCCGGGUCAGACCUGGUGUCCCAGGGGGAGGAGACGAAAGUUUGUCCUACCCCAGACCCACGCCGUCACCCCCGAGGCACGAGGCCUCAUCUCCUCCCUCAGAGCGGACAGUUAUAGCCAGUGUGAAGGUGGAGAAAAGAGGCAGGGAGGCCUCACACACUCACACAGAGUCGAGCCACGAAACGGGCCGUUUAGGGAGUGCAAUGCAGGGGCUGGACGUAAUGGACGAGGUGUUUAACCGUGGUAUCAAAACCACACAACACCAUCAUCUCCCGCAGGUCCUAGACAGGGAGGCAGCAAAGGAGAGAGGGGAGGAGCACACAAACCUAGAGACAGAUGUAAGUAAAUACAAGAGGGCGAGUGGGAAAAAUAGACAUAGGGCAGGUGGGACAUUCAGAAUGGACCCGCAUGCCCCUGGGCCUCCCUCUCCCGAGUCCUCCUUCACACGAGACUCUUUGCUCCCUGCCAAGCGCUGCAAGUCGGACUCCCCCGACAUGGACAACGCCAGCUUCUCCAGCGGUAGCCCUCCGGAUGACUCUCUGAACGAGCACCUGCAGUGUGCCAUCGACAGCAUCCUGAACCUGCAGCAAGAGCCCUCUGCCCGCAGUAAAGGGAGCAGCAGCAGGUCACACCAAAGCCAGCGCCCAGGGGGCUCGGCAGCCUCAUCCCACAGACCCUCAGUACCACCCUCCUCUUCUGCGUCAUCGUCCUCCUCCUUGGCCCAGCACCCUCAGGUCGGUGGCCGUGGCCACAAUGGCAGUCUGGUGCCCCAGACUCAAAGCAGAUAACAGGCCCUCAGCCCCAGGCCAGACUGACAUGGGGGAACUAAGAGACAGAUUUGGAGGCAGGGGAAACAGGGCACUGUGCAAACAGUAUCACUGUACUACUCUGCCAAGCUGUGUUGGCUCUGUUUGUCCAUUUGAAUUGUCCAGAAAUGUCUUUGUCAUUUACAGCCUGAGGUAGACCCGUGGGAGAAUAAGUGAGAGUGUGGUCAAAGUUAAAAAUGUUCUCUAUGAAUUGCAGACUUAAAGAUGCCUGGCAUUUUGUACGCGUUCUCUCAGCUCUCAAGCUCGAGUAACAAGAUGAAAUUGUCACAGGAUGAUUUUUCUCUUUUUCUUUCUUCCCUUUUACACUUCUGAUCUUUUCUUUUUCUCUUUCUCAUUGAGUUUUUAUACAUUCCUUUCAUGUGGCCUGAGCACCAGUCUCUCAUCCACAGCGGCUCCUCUCCUUGUUUAAAUACUGUCUCAAUGAGCAUCAGGCGGCUCACUGAGAGUUCAGAAGUCAACAACUCUUUUUACCUUUGCUACCUGCAGCUGAGAGACAGAAAAGAAUACAAGUAGGUUCAUACUGCAAAACGUAGUACAUACAGUAUCUUCCCUUACCAACCAAAGGUGAUUCUCUUAUCAGAAGGAUAAAGCUGCCCUACAGAUGCAGCCCAUGCUAAAUUGAUACAGUCCACCUCUUUAUCAAGAAUACAUUUUCUUAAACCCAAAGGCUCAGAUAGCUCAGAUCCUCACAAGGCAGCUACUCUUGGUCCAGAAAAAUCAAUUAGCUUCAACCUCCCUUAUGCCUGCAUUUCAUAUCGCAUGCAUUUUAAAGUGAAUGUUGAGAAAAUCAUUUUGAAGAAUUGUUUAAAAAGUAGUUUUCUUUUUUUUUACUUCUCUUGGGUACUGUAGUACUGUCAAGAUGUUUAUGAAAUUCAGUUCUUUUCUGGUUCUGAUGUCAGGUGAUUUUCUGGGUUCUUGUUUUUAGACCACACACACACACACACACACACACCUGCCUCCCUGUUGCUUAUAAUGCCAGGUUAGGACUUUAUGCAUUUCUGUCAGCAGGGGGCAGGCCAGUUUUUACUGUUGAUUUUCUGUUUUCUCAGCCAGUGUGUUUCAUCUUUCUGCCACUGUAUCCCUGCCUACAAUCUGUUUUGUCUUUUUUAAGCCGGGUGGACAAUUCAAACACAAACAGCACAAGCAUUGAAGUGGAAAAAAAGGAACAAUAAUAAUGUACAAAAAGACCGUAAGAGAAUUUGAAGUAUAGUAUUACAGAUUAAUUUUGUAUUGUAUUUAUUGUGUAUAAUGACACUUUUUAAAAAGAAAUGUACAUUUAGUAAAACUGUAAAUUAAACCUUGCUUCUUUUAUGAAA